AUGCAGGAGGUGCUAAAGGAGAUCAGACAUUUAGUAACAUUUACCCAUCCAAAUCUAAUGACAUUCAACAAGUCAAUAAACGUUCCAGCUAUAUCUAGACAAGAAAUUUAUAAUGAGCCUGCAAAAGCCCCAAUGCCUGCAAUUCAGCCAAAGCCUAUAAAAAAAUCUGGAGUUGCCGUAACUUUUCCAGACCCUAAACCAGCUAAACUUGAAAAAAGAAAAGAGCACAAGCCAAAACCAAAGCCAAAGUCACCUAUAGACGAACCUAUGCCAGUUUUCCCAGUUAAACGCCAAAGAGCCGAAAUUCUCACAAUUGAUGAAUCUCCCAAAGAAAUAAAAAAGUGCCCCCUUUGUGAAUGAAGAUUUCCCAAAGAUUUCUCAGAAGUCGAAAUGAAUAAACACGUAAAUGCAUGUGUGGAUGGAAAUGGGGUAGAAGAUAUUAAAGAGUAUCACGACUCGAUGAGAGCUAUAAAAAAACUUAAAAAAAGAGAUGAGCGACAGGAAACUCAAGAAAUUGCCAGUCCAGCUAUUCCUGAAAUUAAAAGGCCAAUUAUUGAAAUUCCGACUAUUAGAAAAACUAACGACAGUGACUCUUCGGAUGAUGAAAAAAAUAAAAUUCAGAAUUGUCCUUACUGCAAGCUCUUUAUUGGAAAGCGGAGCAAUGAUUUUAUUGAAUGACAUAUAAAAGAAUGUGCAGAAGAUAAAUUUGAUAUGUAUGAAGAAGACAAAAAACUUUAUGAUGAGCUAGGGAAUAUCCCUAAAAUGUCGAAAUCUGAUAUUAUGGCUAAGUCUGAGUACACUAGUUUGAGGAUGUUCAAAAGGAAGAUAAGAAAGAAUUUUAAUUAA
Messenger RNA from Blepharisma stoltei, 846 nucleotides. NCBI's taxonomy places the organism in Eukaryota, Ciliophora, Heterotrichea, Heterotrichida, Blepharismidae. The record is from the annotation of a GenBank genome assembly.